UUAGUCUUGUAAUAAUAAAAAAGAAAUCUGACGUGGAAUGACAACGAAUUUUGAUUGGUUUAUAAGGUAAAUGCAUAUAUAUAUAUUUUUUCACACAUCAAUAAACCUUUCGUUUUGUUGCAGACAAACAAAUCCCCAAGUCCUAACACACAGAUUAAGAUCGAAAGAAAAUGGACGCCAUUGAUUCUGUUUUCGAUCCACUCAGAGAAUUCGCUAAGGACAGCGUAAGGCUCGUCAAGCGAUGCCACAAACCCGAUCGCAAAGAAUUCUCUAAGGUUGCUGUGCGCACUGCCAUCGGUUUCGUUGUGAUGGGAUUCGUUGGCUUUUUCGUUAAGCUCAUUUUCAUCCCAAUUAACAACAUCAUCGUUGGAUCUGGUUAGGAUAAUGGAAACUACAAUCGCCUCAGGAAAUCAAGUUGUGAAGCGUAUGGGGGCAGUAGGGGUUCCCAGUUUAAUAGAACAUUCAGUGCACUUAAUCUUAGUUAUGUAUUCAGUUUUGUUUUUCCAUAUUUCUUUUUUUCUAAAACAUCACAGUUCAACAACAUGUAAAAUUUUAUUUUUACAUGGGUUAGGCUUUUGACCCAUUGUUCAAGGAGCAAAGCGUUUAGAUAUGGAACUAUAAUUUGGCUUUGAUAA
Molecule: messenger RNA, 635 nt
Organism: Medicago truncatula (barrel medic)
Lineage: Eukaryota; Viridiplantae; Streptophyta; Magnoliopsida; Fabales; Fabaceae
Product: protein transport protein Sec61 subunit gamma
Exons: 4
Coding region: 171-380 (69 amino acids)
Biological process (GO): intracellular protein transport; protein targeting
Cellular component (GO): membrane
Molecular function (GO): transmembrane protein transporter activity
Source: RefSeq, a predicted model, not a curated record